AUGAGCAAGUCAGCCAUCCAGCCUGCGCAGGACUUUGCUGCAGUCAAGGAUGUGGUUUGGAAGCCCCACUGCGGGCUCGUCAUGAUGUUCUGCACCUUGCUAGAGAUAUGGGCGCCGCAGGGCGGCCCUGCCAUCGUCUACCCUACGAAGCAGUCGGACUUGUGGCUCCCUGCGUGGCAAGCACGGUCGGAAGGAGGCGCGGACAGCGAUUCGGACAGUUUGUUGCUACGGUAUCUUGCUGAGCAGGAUCAAGUCACCGGGUUUUCCGAGACGGCGCUCAACGGGGAGGUGAUCAAGCCCUACCGCGGCGACGCCGCGUGCGACAGGCGCGAGGAUUCUGACGCGGGCCCCGCGCGGCGGGCGCGGCUGUGCGAGAUGAAAUGCGAAGCCAUAGUGCGCACCGGCGAGGCCACCGAGGGCUUCUGGUUAAGGGGCGCGCUGCCAGCGGACUGGAUUCAGGUUGCAGGUGCGCUGCAAGACGAGCAGUGGAGCAACGCCGGCACGAAAGCACUGGAGGAGAGGGUCUUCGACGCUGGCGCCGAGAUGGGCCAUGUCCGGUUGCGCGGGGCCGCGUCGAGGGCAGGGCCAGCUACGCGAGGCAGGCGCGUUGGAUGGGCAGUGGCGAAGAAGAUAAAUGGCGCGGGCGCGGAGGCCAUGCAGCAGACGCUGCAGGUUUCAAAAAUGUUGUGGCAGGGUGGCAGGUUGAUGCUCAUGUUCGAGUGCGUGGAGACCGAUCUGCGGGCCACCGUGGAGAUGCGGCUGGGGGCAGGCCUGUCCCAUCGCCGUUCAUGCGCUCUCACUUGUCAGAGGCCGAGCUCGGCCAAGGCCGAGGGGGACUUCGGGGGUCACCGGCCCGCCGUGGACCGGCGGGGCGGCGGCAGGGCGCGGCUGGGGCGCGCGGACGUCACGAUGGUCUUCCCCCACAAGGUGGACGCGAAGGUGCGGUGGGGCGAGGCCAGCCUGGAGGAGGAGCGGCGCGGGCUGCGGUGGCCCUCCGGGCCAGAGCAGCACAAGAUGGAGAACUGGCAGCAGAGGAGAGGGGGAACGAUGGCCGUGCACGCGCUCAGCGACGCCGGCCUGGUCCUGAUGCUGUACUACUCCCGGGACCGGGACGAGGUCUUUGUGAGGAUCGCAGCCGACGACCAGCACUUUCGCCAGGUGGCGGAGAUGCGGCAGUAUCAGCUGGAGCUCAAGGCGCAGUACCUCUCGGCUUACGCGCCCUACAAGAAUGACUGGGGCGGGCGUCGCGAGCUGAACUACAGCGACCACUGCAUAGUCUCGCACCUGUACAAGACCCAUCAGGACCACGGACCUGGCGGGGGAGAAGGAGGCAUACCCCCAGCCCGGCGACAUAUUCCGGACGGUGGACAGGAUUCGCUUAAUCGACUACAUAGUCCGGAAUAG
Prorocentrum cordatum is the source of this 1404-nucleotide messenger RNA. NCBI's taxonomy places the organism in Eukaryota, Dinophyceae, Prorocentrales, Prorocentraceae. The record is from the annotation of a GenBank genome assembly.